CGACGGCGGCGAGAGGGGAUGGCGGGCGACUGGGGCAGCCGGGAGCUCGCCCGAUUCUACACCGUCUCCGACAAGGGCCGCUCGCUCUUCGCCGUCACCGCUCACAUCGUGUCAAGGUCAAAUGCCGAAGAUGUCUUUAAGGGCGGUUUGACCCACGCCUGAUUGAGGAGCGACGCCAGCGUGCAGAGGACCUCUUGCAGUUCUCAGUCACGGUCUCCACGCUUCACCAGAGCCACGAGAUCCGUGUGUUUUUCCAAGGAGGCGUCGGCCAAACUUGUCCGCCACUGCAGAGGGUGACGACUCGCAACGGCCUGUGGCUGCCCCUGGUGCCACCUCUUGGCCCGGGUCCCAGUCCUGGGACUGACCAGGGCUGGUACUCUGGCCAUGGCCUGGAGCAUGCGUCCAGAGUGACCAGAUUAUCGGGAAGGACGGCCACAGAGACUCGUGAGAGCCCUCGGCUGCCGCAUGAUGGAACCGGUGCUCAGACUCCAGAACUGAGCAGGCCGGGAGCUCCUGCGUGCCUCGACCGUGGGUCACGCAGCCCUGCUACAGGCGCCAUGGCCUUCCCAGAAAGCUCACCCCCUGGCGGUGGUAGUGGCAUCAGCAGCGGUACGGGGCCACUGUCCAAGGCGGCGUCAUACCUGGACCGCGUGCGCGGCUCACCGUCGCGCAGAGCCGGCUUCGACACCGCCGGCGGAAAGGGCGCCUACCUGCUGCAGGCGGCCGCACAGAUCCGGCUGGCGCUGGAGGAGGAGGCAGCUGAGCGCUACGAGGGGGCCUUCAACCACUACCAGAGCAGCGUGGGACUGCUGCUGCGCGGCGUGCAAGCGGACCCGGAUCCGGUGAGGCGCGAGGCUGUGAGGAGGAAGACGCAGCAAUACCUGAUGCGAGCGGAGCAUAUCUUCACGCAGCACCUGGGGAACGGGCCAGCACACUCCGCAGGAUUCAGCAGCCUCGGGCUCAGGCACAUGCGGAGUUUGAGUGGCCCACCCGAGGAACUCAAGUACUACAAAGUUCUCAGCAUUUUUGACAAGGUUUUACUUGUUAAAGACCAAAAUACUGGAGAGAAAUACAUCCUAAAGAGCGUGCGGAAGACAAGCGGCGACUCGCCUGGUCGGCGGACGGUGCUGCCCCAGGGCGUGCCCUACAUGGUGCCACUGCUUCGCUACUACAUCACUGACGACUCCAUAUUCUUGCUGCUGCAGCACGUACAAGGCGGGCGCCUGUGGUCGCAUGUCAAGAAGCAGUUCUCUUCUGAAGUGCCCUUUGAGGGGUUCGUGGGGCAGCGUCCACUCACCUGUAGGGUAACUUGCGGCAUGAGGGGCAGCGUGACGAGCCCCAACCUCAAACAGUACGCCGGCGCAACACCCGGGCAUUUGAGCAAGUCGACAGGCGUCGCUGACCCUUGCGAUAGCGACGAUAAUGAUGACGAAGGCGAAGGUGUCGGCUGCGACGUGACACAUCGUAUGGGGUACACACAUCCGGAUGAGCCUCAGGCGUGUCUCCCCGACGCUGGCGGGGAGACACGCUCAGACGUUCCGUCCGCUGGCACGCCGGAUUCUCAAGGAAGCGGGCAUGUGUGCGGCCUGCUCAGCCACAGCGUAAAGGAAUGCCUCUCACACAAUAGCAUGGCGGCAGGGGACGCCUACUUAAGUGUCCAAGAAGGGAUGACCGACCGAUUCCCUCCGUGCCAGGCGCCCAUUGGCGGAACCAACGCGUUCAGCGUCACACGCGCCCCCAAUGACCGCGUGCCUACCUCCGACGGCACAACUGUGCCGCUGCCGACGCCCGCCGCAUGCGGUGCCAGGGCUGCGUCAGACUGCAGCGACUCGGCCUCCAGGUCGCCAAGCAAAGCGACGGGUCGUCGCUGCACGCCGGGGCCCAGAGCGUGCAGCCGACUCGCUCGUGAAGAUUGCGCCGAGAAGCAGAACGGUGCGAGGAGUCCUGUUCGAGCGGCGGACUUGAAGCUGAAGCCCAGCCCAGUGAGGGACCGGUGUGACCACGUGCCUUACACCAUCACCGUCAACCCCUUCGAGGUGAUUGGCAGACAGGAGUUUGCCGACGAUGCCCACUGUAAUUCCACAGGCAAUUUCAGCGGCUUUGUUUGCAAUUACGAUCGCGACGGGUCUUACCUGGCCUUAACUCAAAAAGACAGUUCUGAAUUGCGGGAUGCCUUUGCCAGUUAUUCGAGUGCCCUAUCCAAUGAUUUGCCUUUCAUUGCCGCUGAAAGGAAGGAGCACCUCUGUAAUGGGGUGGCGUUUGAAAGCGAUGGCUUAAACAGUGCUGGUGAAAGCAGCCACUCUCUGGCAGAUCCAUUAUCAAGCGCACCUGGCUUGAUCAAUAUCCCCCGAGAGGUGGUCGAUAUCCUUGCCGUGGACCGGCUGGGACUAGAUGAAGCUGGCGAUGAGAAAUGCGGCUGCAAUAUAAUUGAGGACGUACACAGUGUUGAACUGAACCCAGAUUCCGUACAGUUGUCCUUCGGGGCGACGUACCACAUACCAAAUGGCAACGGAAAGCACUUUUGCGCAUCCUUGCAGGAUUCCUCGAGUGAUGCUUUUGAACAAAUUGCAAUUUCGGCCGGAAACGAACACUUGCACCUUGUGACCGACAGUCGAACCGACCCCGGAGCUUCCCGCGAUUCCACAGAAAAUGGAUUUGACGACAGUGAUGGAAACGAACGGUCGCAGGAUGAGCCAGGACUCGAACCCGAGGCUGCCAAACUCUCCUAUCGACGGCGGGAGAAGAGUUCCACCGCCAGCGACACACCUGACGCCGGUGGGGGCAGCAGCAGAGGCGGCCUCCAUCGCCGCGAUCGCCUCUUUGUGGCGGCCGCUCCCCCGUCUAGCCGGGGGGGCUGCCCAGUGCGCCAGCCACUGGCCGUGCCCGAGGAGCCAGUGAGGGUGUGGGCGGCACAGCUGGUGCAGGCGCUCGACGGGCUUCACAAGCAGGGCCUGGUGUGCGGAGACCUCAACCCUCGCAACAUUCUGCUUGAAUCAACUGGCCACAUCCGAGUGACGUACUUCAGCCAGUGGAGCGAGGUGGAGAAGGCAUUCUCCCAGACAGCCGUGCAGGACAUGUACUGUGCACCAGAAAUUGUUGCUGCAUACCAGGAAACAGAGGUCUCUGAUUGGUGGAGCUUUGGUGUUCUUCUAUAUGGACUCCUGACUGGAGAGGCUCUAUGUCACUGCCAUCCAACUGGCAUCACUGCCCACACCAAGCUAAGCCUUCCCACUCACUUGUCUGAUGAGGCACAGUCUCUUCUCCGGCAGCUGCUGCAGUUCAGCCCCGCUGAGCGGCUGGGUGCGGGACCCAGCGGAGCCGACGAAAUCCGAUUGCACCACUUUUUUGCCUCUAUCGACUGGGAUCAACUGCAGGGAUAACAUCAGCACGGACAAGGGAAAUCUUACUGAUGUUACAACCACAUGGGAUUUUAUUCGGUUUAUAAGAACCGUGAAAUUACGUGUCAACAUGAACACGAAAACAAAAUCUACUUAUGCGGCAAUAAUUUAGUUUACGUUCCAAAAUAAGAAAUGUUAAUUUUCAGGUUUUUUUUUUAACCCUACACCCAAGUGUUGGGAAGAGCCAUCUUGACCUAGUGACCCUAAUUAUGAACCAGGGAAGCACCAUUUUGCAUCAUAAUUGUAUAAAGAGCUUGAUCAUUUUAUAAUUUCCAAGUUUGAAAAUAUUUUUUUAAGUAUUUUACUUCAGGGUGUUACCAUUUACCUUCGCAAUUUAAUAUAUUAAGUUUAGUGUGCAUUUUGCCAUGUAUAAUUUAAAGUGCAUUUUUAUAACCGAUACAAGCCAAAUGAAUUUGUUUUCUAUAUUUAGCAUUUAUACAAUCUCUACAUAAUUGCACGUUUCGGAUCGCAAUUAUGAUUAAAAUGGCUAUCUUUAAAGUCUUUGAGCAAACGGAGAUAAAUGAAACGAAUACAACCACAGUGUAAAUCCUGCCUCAACAAGAACAACGCCUUUGCUCCAAGUGCUUCUAAGAGAGGUCAAAUAAAUAAUUGUGUUAACGGUGUAAAGUGUAUUACAUAGCCUGCUUGUCGCUUUUCGCUCGGAAAAAGUACAACUGCAAGGAGACCUUUGAUGUAUAGCGGCGAGUGUGAUUCAAGGUCGGAGACUGACAAAUGGAUGGUGGGGGAUUAAUCAGUCAGCUGCUUGGGCAUGUGCCGGAAGCAACGCCACUUUUAAAGUGAAACGAAUGACGUUUAUACACAUUGUUACUUCGUGUCAACCGGUACAAAGUACUGAACAACUUCGCCUCUCUGUAAUUGAUACAAUUACGUAUGGGCCAAAUGUGUUGUGCAAAUCAUUUUUGGAAAGUCCUGCAAUUGGUUAUUCCAGACCAUAUUUUAAACCUCGUGUAGUUGCACACCAACACCAUUGCCCGCCUUUUACCAUUCGGAUGGAAAUAUUGUUUUUUCAAGCUGCUCGGUCAUGAUUUAUCAACUCGCUCUGAUCGCUCGCAUUACUACGUGGAGGUGCCAUGGUUUUUUUUUAUCAUUCAAAGCCACAUGUUGCUCGUUACCUUUUUAGAACACUACAGGUAGUCCCCGAGGUCCGACUUACAAUAUUCCGAUCUUACGAUGGCGAUAUGACAAACUUGUAAAAUAUUUUUAAUUUCGCGCGGCAGGCAAAUGCAGCAGCGUACGAGGU
Messenger RNA from Petromyzon marinus (sea lamprey), 4659 nucleotides. Its product is annotated as ribosomal protein S6 kinase-like 1. Lineage: Eukaryota; Metazoa; Chordata; Hyperoartia; Petromyzontiformes; Petromyzontidae. The record is from RefSeq and is a predicted model, not a curated record. Gene Ontology annotation, biological process: protein phosphorylation. Gene Ontology annotation, molecular function: protein kinase activity; ATP binding.